Molecule: messenger RNA, 1750 nt
Organism: Protopterus annectens (West African lungfish)
Lineage: Eukaryota; Metazoa; Chordata; Ceratodontiformes; Protopteridae
Product: inaD-like protein
Exons: 13
Coding region: 80-1750 (556 amino acids)
Molecular function (GO): protein binding
Source: RefSeq, a predicted model, not a curated record
AGUGUUACGACGAAACCAAAGCAAGGCAGCUUUAACUGGAGUGAUUAUUUCUAUCCUAGAUCACUCACUACUCGUAGCCAUGCCAGAAAACCCUUCUACAGGCACUUCUACAUUAGAGAAGCAGAAGGUUUUGCAGGCUAUUGAUCGCUUGCAGGCAAAAUUGAAAGAAAAAGGAGAUUCUUCUCACAGUCAGAAACUGAGCAUUUUGUGUAGUACAUUGAAGAGUCCUUCGUUUUGUCAGCUCUUGACUUUACAGCAGUCUGUAAGACAACUGAAGGAGCAGUUGAAUCGCAUGCCUCCAGAUCGCUGUGCAGAUUUUGAUUUUUCUCAGAAAGGGUUGUUGGUAUUUAGUGCUGAUCGCCGCAUUAGCAUUGCAAGUGGAUCUGCUCAGCAGAACAGUAAGCCAAAUGGUUCUCAUGGCCAGACUUUGGAUACAAAGCCUCCAAGCUUACCAAAUUUUGUGUCACCACAUCUUUCUGAUGAUUUUGAUAAAACUAUCCAAGCCAUGGCCCAGGGAAGGUAUAUUGAACAUGUACAUAUGCAAAGGCCAGCAUUUGGAAGUCUGGGAUUCAGUGUAACUGGCUUAAAAUGUGAAAAUGGAGGAGAACUUGGCAUCUUCAUCAAAGAAAUACAUCCUGGCAGUAUUGCAGAAAGGGAUGGAAGACUGAAGGAAAAAGAUCAGAUAUUGGCCAUUAACCGUACUGCACUGGAUCCAAAAAUUUCCCAUCAGCAAGCCAUUGCUUUGCUCCUGCAAUCUGUUGGAUCUGUGGAUUUGAUAGUUGCCAGAAGUCCUUUCUCAAACAUAAGCAACUCUUCUGUAGAUGUGCCAACUGCAGCAGCUCCACCAAUCCGGUGGGGCCAUAUUGAAGACAUUGAGCUAGUGAAUGAUGGCUCUGGUUUAGGUUUUGGAAUUGUUGGCGGCAAAUCGACUGGAGUUGUUGUACGAACAAUUGUCAAUGGAGGAUUAGCCGAUCGAGAUGGAAGACUUAAAACUGGAGAUCACAUCUUACAAAUUGGAGGUACAGAUGUGCAGGGAAUGACCAGUGAGCAAGUUGCCCAGGUGCUCAGACAAUGUGGAAAUCGUGUUAAGCUGCUGAUAGCUCGAGAUCCCAUUGGAAGAAUUCCAGUCAAACCUCCAGCACCAGUGGGCUCUCCCGUUUGUGCUGUUCCUCCCCUGGUGCCAGCAAGGACUCCAGCUGCAGCAGACCUCAGUGACUUUGAAAUCUAUGAUGUUGAACUUGAAAAAGAUGGAGAAAGCCUCGGAAUUGCUGUUGUUGGACAUGUUGGAACAUCUAACAUUGACUCUUCAGGGAUUUUUGUGAAAAGCAUAAUACCUGGAAGUGCUGCUGAACACAGCGGUCUCAUCAAAGUUCGUGACAGGAUCAUAGCUGUUGAUGGAAAAAACGUUCUGCAUUUACCUAACCAAGAUGUUGUGGAAACUUUGCGAAAAACUGGAAAAACUGUGCGUCUUACUCUAGCAAGAAAGGCAGUGCAGUACACUCCAUUUCCUACAGAAAAAUCUUUGGACAAAGUGAAGACAGAAAGCAAACGUUUAUCAUAUGUUGAAAGUCUGAAGAUCAGAACAAAGCUGGACAGUGACAGUGAUGAAGUUAAAGACCAGGUAGAUCAUAUUCAGAAAGAAACAAAAGUCGAGCCAGAGUUUACAGGUUUCACUAUAAAAAUGUAUAGUUUUAAUAUAACAUUUGGAGGAUUGUAUCACACAGGAAAUGUUGAUUUCAUGGUCAUUUGA